AAGUCACAAGGAAGAUGGACUGAAGCUUUUCUUGGUGAGCUAAAUGAAUUCAGGUUGUGUGGCCUCAUCCUGCCUCCUUAAGAUGCCAUCGUUACCCAUGUUGAAUUAUUCAUACCCUUCAUUUUCUAGGGAUGCCACAUUUGUAGGUGAAAUCCAUAAAAAGCAAAGAGAAUGUGUUGCUGAAGGUGGUAUCUGCUGUAUGGUCUUUCCUGCUGGGGUGGCUGAGUGUAGCAGCAGGAGCUGCGUUUGGUAGGUGUUGCUAUGAGUUCUGGAAGUUACUACACUGUGUUGUGGUGGUUCAUGGCAGUGCCACGUCUCUUGAGAGUACAAAGGCACUUUGGAGAGAGCGUCUGAAGGGAUGGUUCUUAGUUAAGGCAAAAUACAAGUACUCUGUGACCUAAACUGAGGAAUAGAAAAAGGGAGGUGCUCCCCUAAGUAGUAAAAUGAGGAACAACUCUACAAUUGCUUCCUGUUCCAAAUACAGCACUGCAAAAGCAGUAGUAACUUAAAGGCUUGAAACUGCCAAGGAGUUUGACCUGCUUACGUUAAAUUUGUGCUCUGGAUUCUCUCCUAGAGGAGUUCCUCUCCUUUCUCUGAUGGAGACUAAUUGCCAGGGGCUAAAGUCUGCCGCUGUUCCAUUUCUACAUGUGCUCUUGCAAGCUCAGGACCCUGAGAGACAGCAGUGUUAGUGCUGGAACUGAGCAGAGGUAUUCGUAAUCUCAGAGGUGAAAAGCCCACUCAGGGUAACAAAUGUACUUGUCUCUGUAAUAAGUGUUUAGGAAUAGUUUGCCUUUGUCUUUUCCCUCCCCCAGGCAGAAGGGAGUUCAGGGAGACAGGACUGCGGUGUGAUAAAGCCUUUUGGCAUUUCCUUUAUCUCAUUUACGGGGAAAGAGCUCCCUCCUCUUUCCCCAGCAGCCUUGUGGUGGGUUCAUACAGGGUUUCCCACUGGCUCUGUGCAGGAGGGAUGUGGAGACACUGCGGGCUGCCCCUGUACCCCUUUGUGCGGGGGGCUCUGCCUGCGCUUCACCCGGUGGGGGGCACAACCCAGCGCUGCCUUUUGACUUGUACACAGGUUCAGAGGGAGCUGCGGAUCCCAUCCCGUUACCCGAUCGGCGCCGGGGGACAGCCCGGGGCGCGCUUCCCGUGCCCCCCAUAGCCCUCGGAGCCCUCCACCCAGUCUCUCCAUGUCCGUAGCCAGCAAGCAUUCCUCCCAUCAUGAGUUCUGAACUAAAUGUUCCAGUGGAUCCUUCCACUCCUGCUUGCUGCUCUGAACCUGGCACAAAAGGCAUGGAUUAUCGGGACUGGGUCCGGCGCAGCUACCUGGAAUUGGUCACAUCAAACCACCACUCCGUUCAAGCCCUUUCCUGGAGAAAACUGUACCUGAGCCGAGCCAAACUGAAAGCCUCCAGCAGAACCUCUGCUCUGCUCUCUGGAUUUGCAAUGGUUGCCAUGGUGGAGGUGCAGCUGGAGGUACAGUACAAGUACCCCCAGAUGCUGCUGAUCGCUUUCAGUGCCUGCACGACGGUGCUCGUGGCUGUUCAUCUCUUCGCCCUUCUCAUCAGCACCUGCAUUCUGCCCAACGUGGAAGCAGUGAGCAACAUCCACAACCUGAACUCCAUCAGCGAGUCCCCACAUGAGCGCAUGCAUCCCUACAUCGAGCUGGCGUGGGGCUUCUCCACCGUGCUGGGGAUCCUCCUUUUCCUCGCGGAAGUCGUGCUGCUGUGCUGGAUAAAAUUCCUGCCUGUGGGCUCCAUCCUCAAAAAUGAGACCACCAACGUGGAGAAGGCCGGCAGCCACGCGGGGUGGCAGUCAGCGCUGGUCUCCACCAUCAUCAUGGUCCCCGUGGGUCUGAUUUUUGUCGUCUUCACCAUUCACUUCUACCGCUCUUUGGUGCGGCACAAAACGGAGCGCCACAACCGGGAGAUCGAGGAGCUCCACAAACUGAAAGUGCAGUUAGAUGGGCAUGACAGAGGCAUGCAGGUAGUGUGACAGCGAGGCAGGGGCUGCUUCCCGUGAAUCCUUCUGCUAAGGCUAAGAGCAAAAUCCCUGUUUUGCUAGUUGGUGAGAUGCACCCGUGAUGGAUUGUCUUGAGGCUUAACUAUGUAAACGCUAAUCGCCUGCCAUCCAUAGCUGUGGGUUCUAGUGCUGUUUCAGAUGCUGGGGUCUCUGGCCUGUUUCUGGUCCUACACUCUUGCAUACUUAAGUCAACACUGCCAUGGAGUCCAAGGCCAAAACUUAGCCUUGGUUCAGGUAGCCAAAAAAUCUGUGGUUUUUUACAAAUGCAAUAUUCUGUUGCCAAAAGUAAAACUGGGUCAGCUGUCCCAAAAGCCAGUGUGUGUGUAGGACCUGUCUUGUGUGUCAGAGCUCCCUGGCUGUUAAUUGCAGCAGCAAUUAACCAGCAGCUCAUUUCUGGAGCUGAUCUGGUUAAUAUGAAUAUCUGCAGCUGGCAUGAGGACAUCCAGGAAAGCACAAUAGAAACUGUGAGUGUUGAUCACAUUUGCUCCAAAGCAAGUAUUCCAUAAAUACAUAAUCAGAAAGAAAUCAGCCUCAGCUUUUAUGUUCUUCUUAUUCUUUACUCUAUUUUUACAGCUGGGGAGGUAGACUUUCAAAUUGCAGGAGGCUGGGUAGCUCUGUCAUACUUUCUUCAGCAGCAUCAAUUCAUUAGAUUGAAUGAAUGCCAAGGUCAUGUGUUUUUUCCCAGUAAGAGGCAAGAGUGCCCAGGGAAGGCUUACAGGUGUCUUAGUUUUAACAAGGACAUCCUUAGAGCGGUGACAGGGAAUUUAAUGAGGCAAAACUUUGAAGGACUAGAAAAGCAAGUUUCAAGGAGGGUAAGGAGUGACAGCACAUAGCGUGCUGUAGAAAUCCAUCACUGUGUUGUCUUCAUUUAUGUACUGUUGCGAUGUCUUUUGCCUGGUUUGCUGCAGAGAACAAGCCCCAGUCCUGGGUAUUUCGUCAGUUGAUUUCAUCAGUUGUUUUGGGGGUUUUUUUGUCAGCUGUAACAUUUGUCUGUCAAAACCAAAUGCUUCCCUUCUCCCUCCACCAAAGCAGGCAACUCCCCUUGGAACCUGGAGCUGUACUGGCGAGUGUGACGGAGCUGGAUCCAGCAGGAGAGCCGUGUGCCAUUAAAGAGCUAUCACGUUUCAUUUGAUCUAACUUUGGUUUUCAGCAGCAGAGAGAAAGGCAGUGGCACGUCUGUGUUGCUUAGCAAGGGAAGCUUGUAAAUUCCGUGGCACCCUUGUGAGUGAAAACUUGUGUAAAAAAUGAUGUUAUGAGUUAUGGUCACUUUGUGGAGGGAAAAGGGUGUUUUGCAGCCAUCAGCUCUUUGAAGGCACAGUAAGGCUUUCUGCCACACAGGGCUCAAAGAAGCCUAAGCAUGUUUUCUUGGCCCUGGUCCUGUGCUGGUUUCCUGCUCUGCACUCAAACACUGCAGUUUCAGAGCCUCCUAGGCCUUAUACAUUUCUGAAAUCAUUAAGGGUGUUUGUAGUGUUCUAUUUAAUCCUGCUCCCUUAUUCCACUGGGAUUCGAGAAAUCUAAUGGCAGCGUAUUACAUGUCAGCUUCCCAGAAUGGGGAGAGUACACUCAAAUCCCAGUGCAGCAGGGUGAGACUAUCCCUAUAUCCCCCUCUGGCGAGGGCCUUGGGAACCCAACUCUGAUCUCUCUUGUUUACAUGUGAGUUUGAGCGUUGCUGAACAAGUUGCUUAGCACUGUGUCUGUUGGCUUUCAUCUGUUGCUCUUGCUGCAGUUGGCAUGUACCAUAUUGGCUGAUGUGCAGCAAAGAAAAUAGUCUUUGUGUGCUAAAUGCCUACUCCGUACUUAUGUGCAUAUGCAAAAAAUGAGGAGUGUCCUCCGGGGAGUGGGUGGUCAUGGAAUUCCUCCCAUCUCCCCAGGACUCUGCCCUCUCUCCCUCUUCUUUUUACCGUAAUAAAAACUAAAGGUUUAUACAACAAAAACCA
Molecule: messenger RNA, 3953 nt
Organism: Strigops habroptila (Kakapo)
Lineage: Eukaryota; Metazoa; Chordata; Aves; Psittaciformes; Psittacidae
Gene: ORAI2
Product: ORAI calcium release-activated calcium modulator 2
Exons: 5
Coding region: 1216-1989 (257 amino acids)
Biological process (GO): store-operated calcium entry
Cellular component (GO): membrane
Molecular function (GO): store-operated calcium channel activity
Source: RefSeq, a predicted model, not a curated record